This is a messenger RNA of Haemonchus placei, 618 nucleotides long. The record is from the annotation of a GenBank genome assembly. Lineage: Eukaryota; Metazoa; Nematoda; Chromadorea; Rhabditida; Trichostrongylidae.
AUGCUCGCUAUGGAUUAAGGCCCAUUUGUCAUCUGUACUGUGAAUCGAGCCUGCCAGUUACCAGAAAUGCAAGUGCAUCACAAUUUCAAGAUGUUCCUACUAACAAACCGAAUGGAUGGCGUGAAAGGAUUUAUGGCAAGAUUCCUACGUCGUCGCAUCAUCGAGGCCGAGUUCCGCUUAUCACGCCAGACACAACCGGAGUUGGUGCGAGUGAUUCAGUUCCUGCCUAUUGUUCUACAGGCUGUGAACACCUUCAUUGAAAAAGCGAAUUCCUUGGAUGUAACGAUUGGACCACGAAUUUUCCUCCAGUGCCCAUUAGGUGUUGAGGAAUCCCGGGCGUGGUUCGUUCGACUUUGGAAUCAAAACAUCGUUCCGUAUAUGGUCAAAGUUGCUAGAGAAGGGGUCAAAGUACUUGGACGGUGUGGUUCGUUUGAAGACCCAACAGACAUCGUUUGUGAACAUUGGCCGUGGUUGGAAGGACCGUCAGGUGAAGAAUGUCUCAAUAGGUUAUCAAUCAAGGAAACAAUAGGCCAGUCGAUGCCGAAACAGCCCUUCAACCCACUGGACACGUUGAUUCGACUACAAGCAAGCCGUAAUGCUGCCAUCGAUAAUGUAUAA